AAUUUCGAUUUUUUAACUUUACUUAAUUAUUAUUCAACUCUAUUGUCCAAUUUUACCGAUUACUAAAUACCGGCGGCAAUUUUAUAGUCAUUGACGGAAGUUGAAAUACCGGCGGCAAUUUCAUUAUUGAAUUGGAUAGCCAUUGACGGAAGUUGAAGAAGAGCAGAGUCUUAUCAAUCAUCCUAUAAAUUGCUGAUAGGUUUCACCAGAAGAGAAUUGAAGGGGGAAUGGAAACAAGGGAGAUAAAUAAUGUAUACAAACAUUAGCAAAAAGAUAAUUCCAAAUCUGUGCUUGAGAUGAUGAUGCAAGAUUAGGAUUUUUGGUUAUCAAACUUGUCUGGAUUGUAGCUAAAAAGAAGAAGAGGAGGAAAUUCAAUAAUGGCCCAAGUUGAGUUCUUGUUCCACCUUACUUUGUAGGUUUAUUUGCUUGAGUGAAGACCUUUUUGAUAUAAGAGAUGUUAUAGUACAUGAGAACUUCCCUUCGUGUAUGGUAAAUGGUACCAGAAAUUCUUGGUUCACUAUUGCAUCAUUGUUCUAAGACCAAGGCAUUCCAUUAUGGACUCUCUCUUCAUGCAGCUGCAAUCAAGUCAGGCUUACAGGGUGAUGUUCUCAUAUCCAAUCACAUCCUCAACAUGUAUGCCAAGUGUGGAAAUAUUAACUUUGCCUGUCAGAUUUUUAAUGAGAUGUCCAAAAGAAAUCUCGUUACCUGGUCGGCCAUGAUCGCUGGUUAUGAUCAAGAUGGGAAACACCUUAUGGCUAUCAGCCUCUACUCCCAAAUGCCACUAGAGCCCAAUGAAUUUGUCCUUGCUAGUGCUCUUAGCUCAUGUGCUAACCUCUUGGCCUUGAAACUUGGUAGACAAAUACAUUCCCAGUCUAUCAAAUUAGGGUGUUCGUCCAUUUCGUUUGUGUCCAACUCUCUGAUUUCAAUGUACAUGAAAAAUGGUCAAUGUAGUGAUGCUCUAUCAGUUUUUGCAUUGACACCUAGUCUUACUGAUGUCUCUUACAACACAAUCAUAAUGGGUUUGGUAGAAAGUAAUCAAAGAGAGAAAGCAUUUGAAGUCUACAGAAGUAUGUGCCAACAAGGGUUGGUUCCGGACCGCUUUACCUUUGUCGGCUUAUUGGGAACCUGCAAUACUGCACAUGAUUUGGGGAAAGGAAUGCAAUUGCAUAGCCAAACAAUCAAGCUCAAACUUGAUGGGACUGCCUUUAUAGGCAAUAUAAUAAUGACAAUGUACUCAAAUUUGAACUUGCUAAAUGAAGCUGACAAAAUUUUCAGAUCAAUCAAAGAGAAAGAUGUCAUUUCAUGGAAUACUCUUAUUGCUGCUUGUUCUCGUUGUGAUGAUCAUUCUAAGGCCUUGGUUGUUUUUAGAGAGAUGGUGGAAUAUUUUGAUGGAGGGCCUGAUGAGUUUACCUUUGCUAGUCUGCUUUCUGCAUGUGCUGGCAUGGGUUCGCUGCAAUUUGGGCGGCAAAUACAUGCUCAUCUUAUUAGAAAAAGCUCAAGUGUGGAUAUUGGUGUUGUCAAUGCCCUUGUCAACAUGUAUGCUAAAUGUGGCUGUAUCCAGUAUGCUUAUACAACUUUUAGGCUAAUGAAUUUUCGUAACCUUGUCUCAUGGAAUAGUGUCAUUGCUGCAUUUGCUAACCAUGGCCAUGGGAAAAAAGUUACGAAAUUAUUCAAGGAGAUGAUGAGUGAUGGUUUAAAGCCUGAUUCUGUCACAUUUCUUGGACUUUUAAUCGCUUGCAAUCAUGCAGGGCUUGUAGAUGAGGGCCUAUAUUACUUCAAUACUAUGAAUGAGAUUUAUGGGGUUACUCCCGACAUUGAACAUUUCUCUUGCCUCAUUGAUUUACUAGGACGAGCUGGGAGACUGAAAGAUGCUGAAGAACACAUGCAAAGGUACCCCUUUGGGAAUGAUUCAGUUGUUUUAGGUUGCUUACUUUCAGCUUGUCGGCUGCAUGGUGAUGUUGUAAUUGGGGAAAGAAUGGCUAAGAAGCUCCUACAGCUUCAACCAGUUUCUACUUCGCCUUAUGUUUUGUUAUCAAACUUAUAUGCUUCAGACGAGAAGUGGGAUAGUGUAGCAGAGGCAAGAAAAAUGCUGAAGAGUUGUGGUUUAAAGAAGGAGGCUGGUCAUAGUCUUAUUGAAGUGAAGGGAUCUGUUGAGAAGUUCACAAUUGGCAAUUUUGCGAACUCGAGGAUCGAGGAAAUCGUUAAUGUGCUUGGAACUUUAGGCUGUGGAUGGGAUGAAGAAAUUAUUCUCCUUGAUUCAGCAUAGGAAAGGCAGAUCUGAUCCUCCUAGCUUCAGCACUCUUGCGGACAUUAAGCUCGGCACGUACGAAGGGUUUCUGAACUGACAGAUUUUACUGAACUAACAAAGAUACAUAUGUCACCACUCAUGGAAGUACAUUAUCCAUAAGCAUCAGCAGAUCAUUAAAUACGAAACAUAUUGUGUUGUUCAAAGAGAGUCUGCAGCAACAAGCUGCGAAAAGUCGAUCCCCAUACACUAUACUUGGAAGUUACAAAGUGAAGUUGCAGUGGUGCCUCUCUAGCCAUGGGUGUUUGGCUAAGAGAAUCUUCAGUGAUUAUAAGAGUUACAUCAAAGCUGUAAAUUUUUGGUGAAACAUUCUUUAAAUACCAGUCUGCAUUGAUGGGAAAUGAUACAAUACGUUUCCAAGGCUGAUAUCAGCUAAUAUGGAUCCCCUGUUGUUUUUCAUGUUGCACAAAUGUGAAAUAAGAAAAUUCUGUGGUUUCUCUUA
Molecule: messenger RNA, 2747 nt
Organism: Solanum pennellii
Lineage: Eukaryota; Viridiplantae; Streptophyta; Magnoliopsida; Solanales; Solanaceae
Product: pentatricopeptide repeat-containing protein At4g33170-like
Exons: 4
Coding region: 494-2266 (590 amino acids)
Biological process (GO): RNA modification
Molecular function (GO): protein binding; RNA binding
Source: RefSeq, a predicted model, not a curated record